AUGUCAGGACUGUUUAGAAAAACUAAAAACAAUGCGCCCGAGAACGCCACUACCUCUUCGCAGAAAAGCAGUGGUGAUAGGCCUAAACAAGAAAGAAGAUACUCGGAAACGCGCAAAAGCGAGACUUCCAAUCGUCCUCAUCUAUUCAAAUCAAAAACGUGGCAUAUAUCUGGUGGCAAUAGGGAGAACCUUACCGCUGAUGAAUUAAGACCUAAACUACCAAAGUCACCAAAGAAAAAUGUACUUGUGAAGUCCUUCUUCUCCACGAAAUCAAGGAAGGCUUCGGCUGAGGAAGAUGACUCGGAUGAUGAAUUUUGGCAUUGCAAAGGAGGUGAAGGAACUGGAAUGCUUGUGGGGGAUGGAAGUCUGUCAAGAAGAGAUGCAAACCACCGCCGACCAGCCAACGCCAACGCGCGGGAUACAAUUCCUAGUCGCUCUAAGCCUAAUUCUGGCCACUUACAGCGUAGAGUUUCUACUCGAAAGACUCGUGUCACUUCCAAACCAACGAUGCCAAACAGUCGUUCUAGUCCUAAGGAUUUAUCAGCUUCACGAACGGCAGCAACAUCAUCAGUUCCUUCUUCGACCAACUCUAGAUCACCUUAUGGAAAGUCAUCAACAGCAUCCUCCUUCCUUAAUCCACGCUCGAUUAGUUCUGUGUACAACCAAGGAGGAUCUGAAAAGCUUAGUUCUCAAACCCGGAGCUUUAAUGAUAGCUCUGAAUCGGAAGUAAAUCGUCGUGGAAGAGAUGGUAGGAACUUGCGCAGAGAGGGGUGUAGGAAAACUGAAGGUAUGUCUUUCUUUUCAGUGCAUAUAUUCUGGUAGAGAUAAUUUAACAACAAAGCAGGCCAUGCUUCUGACGAUAGCACUUCUUCUGGGGAAAACCACGACAACAGAUUUAGAUCGAGUAACCAUACUUCCAAGACAUCAACAAACAAUACCAGCAAUCAGAAACGUCGUCUCAAUGAGGAAAAGAAGAAACAAAACUUCGGCACCAGGGCUAGGAAGGACGAUUACUACGAUUAUUCCGGGGAAAUACACGACAAGUCUCGCAGCUCUCGAAAUGAAUACAAGUUACCUUCCACAAGAGCAAGAGAACUUGUUCCCUCGGCACAAAGAGCUGUAGUAGUCGAACGGGGAGCCAAGAAUAAAGUGUUGCCUAUAAUACCGGUCGACACUCACAAUCCUCAUUUCGUGUAA
Molecule: messenger RNA, 1197 nt
Organism: Sclerotinia trifoliorum
Lineage: Eukaryota; Fungi; Ascomycota; Leotiomycetes; Helotiales; Sclerotiniaceae
Source: the annotation of a GenBank genome assembly